Messenger RNA from Selaginella moellendorffii, 1109 nucleotides. RefSeq names its product epoxide hydrolase A. Bases 81 to 1037 code for a protein of 318 amino acids. The transcript has 5 exons. Gene Ontology annotation, molecular function: hydrolase activity. The record is from RefSeq and is a predicted model, not a curated record. Lineage: Eukaryota; Viridiplantae; Streptophyta; Lycopodiopsida; Selaginellales; Selaginellaceae.
CAUGGCCGGUUUUUUAUAAGAUCUUGUUUUGACUUGGAGAGGAAUCUUAGAGCAAAGAAUUCUUGCAUUCUCCACGGGCUAUGGCGGAAGGGGCAACGCACCGCAUGAUCGACACAAAUGGCAUCAAGAUGCAUAUAGCAGAGAUGGGAUCAGGAGGGCCGACUGUGGUGCUGCUCCAUGGCUUCCCCGAGACGUGGUAUACAUGGAGGUUCCAACUCAAGGCGCUGGCGGACGCUGGUUUCCACGCCGUUGCUCCAGACUUGCGAGGCUUUGGUCUCACCGAGUGUCCCAGGGAUUCAUACGGCAACUUCAAGCUCACGCCUCUGGAUCUCGUGGGAGAUAUCGUGGGUCUCAUCUAUGCUCUCGGAGGAGACCCGGUGUUCGUCGUGGGUCAUGACAUUGGAACAUCCACAGGAUGGAACUUGUGUCGCAUGAGGCCGGAUCUCGUGAGAGCUUAUGCUUCGCUUGGAGGUCCUUUCGUGCGAGCCGGAGGAGCUCCAACUUUUGGACUUCCCCAGGAAGGAGGAUUCUACGUGAAUCGCUUUGGUGUACCUGGGAGAGCCGAGAAAGACUUCGCUCGAUUUGACACGGCCACCGUGCUCAAGAACAUCUACACGCUCUUUUGCCGGUCCGAGCUCCAGAUCGCCGGGCCCGACGAGGAGAUAAUGGACUUGGUCACCACCUCGGACCCCAUCCCGAGCUGGCUCACCGAAGAGUUCAUCAAAGUCCAGUCCGAGCUCUACGACAAGUCCGGCUUCGAAGGCCCGCUGCGCUUCACGUAUCGCGACCGCAUGAGGAAGUUUGAGCUCAUGGCUCCCUGGAUCAACAUACCAGUGACGAGCCGCUGCCUCUACAUCACCGGCAAAGAUGACUAUGUGCGCAAGUUUCCGGGGCUGGACGAGUACGUGACCGGUGGUGGAAUGAAGCGAGACGUCCCCAACCUCGUCGACGUUGCUAUUGUUCCCGGUGGCCAUUUUGUGGAGGAAGACUCACCUAAGGAAGUGAACUCGUUGCUCAUACGCUUCUUCAAAGAGUAAAGCAUUCCCAUUGCCUGGAAAAUGAGAAAUACUUAUUUUUAAAUGAAAAAUUCAAUAAAAAUGUAUUAUAUA